AUCGCUUAUUAGUCUCGGGGUCCCCGAGUGCGGACACCCUACCUUUGCGGUGGGGUCUGGACGCCCGAGAGACCUUCCCAGGAAAGUCCCUGAGGAGGAGCUAGACAGCGUAGGAAGUGGAGCCGCUCCCGCCACUCUUCAGACCUGCCCUCCACUUCCGCCACCGUCACCACAGAGCUGAAGGAGGCCUAGAGAGCCGCGCGUGCAGCGCCACUGAGACCGGAAGGAGACACCGCAGACCUGGAGGACAACCGCGUAGCUGAGCGCUUAGAGCCACCGAACCAUAGAGAUCGGAAAGAGGAGCGAGAGGCAACGCCGGAAAACAGGCCAAGAGCGCAGGCAGUAAGGCAAGAUGGCGGCAACCAAGAGGAAACGGCGUGGAGGCUUGGCAGUGCAGGCGAAGAAGCCAAAAAGAAACGAAAAAGAUGCCGCGCCGCCAACUAAGCGGCACACCACCGCAGAGGAGGUGGAGGAAGAAGAGAGGGACCGGAUCCCAGGCCCCGUUUGCAAGGGCAAGUGGAAAAAUAAGGAACGGAUUCUCAUCUUUUCUUCCAGAGGAAUAAAUUUUAGGACAAGACAUUUAAUGCAGGACUUGAGAAUGUUGAUGCCUCAUUCUAAAGCAGAUACUAAAAUGGAUCGUAAGGAUAAGCUAUUUGUGAUUAACGAGGUUUGUGAAAUGAAGAACUGUAAUAAAUGCAUCUAUUUUGAAGCUAAGAAAAAACAAGAUCUCUAUAUGUGGCUUUCAAAUUCACCUCAUGGACCGUCUGCUAAAUUCCUUGUUCAAAAUAUUCAUACCCUUGCUGAACUAAAGAUGACUGGAAACUGUUUGAAAGGUUCUCGGCCCCUUUUGUCUUUUGACCCUGCUUUUGAUGAAUUACCACAUUAUGCUUUGUUAAAAGAACUCUUAAUUCAGAUCUUUAGUACACCACGGUAUCAUCCCAAAAGCCAACCAUUCGUGGACCAUGUGUUUACUUUCACCAUUUUGGAUAAUAGGAUAUGGUUUCGGAACUUUCAGAUCAUAGAAGAAGAUGCUGCUCUUGUAGAAAUAGGACCUCGUUUUGUCUUAAAUCUCAUAAAGAUUUUCCAGGGAAGUUUUGGAGGACCAACUUUAUAUGAAAAUCCUCACUACCAGUCACCAAACAUGCAUCGGCGUGUCAUAAGAUCCAUCACAGCUGCAAAAUACAGAGAGAAACAGCAAGUGAAAGAUGUGCAAAAACUGAGAAAGAAAGAGCCGAAGACUCUUCUUCCACAUGAUCCCACUGCAGAUGUUUUUGUAACGCCAGCUGAGGAGAAACCAAUAGAAAUACAGUGGGUAAAACCAGAGCCAAAAGUUGAUUUGAAAGCAAGAAAGAAACGGAUUUACAAAAGGCAAAGAAAAAUGAAACAGAGGAUGGACAGUGGGAAAAAAAAAUAAGUCAAUGGAAACCUGAUUUGUUUUUCAGUUACUUUAUAUUUAUUUUGUAUUCAAUGUGUAAAUACUUUUAUUAUCUGAUACUAUCUUAUGUCUAAUUAGUGUAGCAUUUAGAAGAAAAAUUAAGAUCUUAAAAUCAGUGAUUAUCUUUUCCUAAAUAAAAUAUCACCAGAAUUCAUAAGUUAAUUUC
Mandrillus leucophaeus (drill) is the source of this 1601-nucleotide messenger RNA. It is a transcript of the gene BRIX1, whose product is annotated as BRX1, biogenesis of ribosomes. The transcript has 10 exons. The record is from RefSeq and is a predicted model, not a curated record. NCBI's taxonomy places the organism in Eukaryota, Metazoa, Chordata, Mammalia, Primates, Cercopithecidae. Bases 353 to 1414 code for a protein of 353 amino acids. Gene Ontology annotation, molecular function: rRNA binding. Gene Ontology annotation, biological process: ribosomal large subunit assembly; rRNA processing. Gene Ontology annotation, cellular component: nucleolus.